Messenger RNA from Homalodisca vitripennis (glassy-winged sharpshooter), 2102 nucleotides. It is a transcript of the gene Caf1-105, whose product is annotated as chromatin assembly factor 1 subunit B. Gene Ontology annotation, cellular component: CAF-1 complex; nucleus. The transcript is spliced from 8 exons. The coding region runs from base 242 to 2038 and encodes 598 amino acids. Gene Ontology annotation, biological process: DNA replication-dependent chromatin assembly; nucleosome assembly. NCBI's taxonomy places the organism in Eukaryota, Metazoa, Arthropoda, Insecta, Hemiptera, Cicadellidae. The record is from RefSeq and is a predicted model, not a curated record. Gene Ontology annotation, molecular function: protein binding.
UGGUGGCUGUUAGACUGCAGGGCCGCUCUUUGAAAUGGCGGGAAAUAUGUUCUGUCAUGACUAUUGUGAGCUGAAACGGGAGUAUGCUAGUCUUGAAUGGAAUUGGAUUUGGCUGUUAUCGAGUUAGAUGUCAGAGUGAACACUGAAGACUGAGUAUAAGAAGUAAAGUAAAAUAUUUUCCAAGGAAGAGACUUAAAUUUGUUGUUGUUUAACUUAAGUCUCAUAAAGAUUAAUUUUUGAAAUGAAGUGUACAAUACCUGAAAUUUCAUGGCAUAACAGAGAUCCUGUACUUAGUGUAGAUAUUCAAGCAACUAAGGGAAAUUUCACCUUUUACAGACUAGCUACCGGAGGAACAGACUCCCAUGUGUUGAUUUGGUUGUUAUCAGUCGAGAAAGGCGGAGUCGCUUCAUUAGAAUGUGCGGCAGACCUAUCUCGCCAUUCCAGGCCAGUCAACUGUGUUCGAUUCUCACCAUCUGGAGAGUUCCUUGCAUCAGGCGACGACGAUUCUUCUAUUAUUGUGUGGAAAAUGAAGACUAGCAGUGACCCAGUAGAGUUUCCCAGCGGUGAGGAGGAAAAUUUUAAAGAGCAGUGGAUCUCCGUGAAAGUGUUGCGUGGACAUUUGCAGGAUGUUUAUGACCUGAGCUGGUCACCUGAUUCCAAGAACCUAAUAUCCGGAUCAGUGGAUAACUCAGCAAUCCUGUGGGAAGUUUCAUCUGGAAAGAACCUGGGAAUUCUUGGAGACCACAAAGGGUUUGUUCAGGGGGUGGCCUGGGAUCCUUGUGGCCAAUAUGUGGCCACCAUGAGCAGUGACAGAGUUUGCAGAGUAUUUAAUUCGACAACCCGCAAAGUUGUCUCAAGAGUAUAUAAAGGUCAUUUGCCUGGAGUUGCUGCUGAAUCAAAACCUACACAUUACUUCCACGAUGACACUCUCAAGUCUUUCUUCCGAAGGUUAACUUUUACCCCGGAUGGAGAGUUCCUGAUAGUACCCUCUGGGGUGGUUGAAGAACCUGACAAAAAUCCCAAGAACUCCACAAUCCUCUUCUCAAGGCAUUGCUUAAACAAGCCUGUUCUCUACCUGCCGUCCCUGAGCCAGUACACGGUGGCGGUGCGUUGCUGUCCAACGCUGUUCACCCUGCGCCAAAUGUCAUCUCCGCCGCUGUUCAAUCUGCCGUACCGCGUCAUCAUCGCUGUGGCCACACAGUGUAGUGUGGUGCUCUACGAUACGCAGCACGCUGCGCCUUUCGCCUUCAUCACCAACAUCCACUAUACUCGUCUCACCGACCUCAGCUGGUCCAGUGAUGGUAGAGUCCUUGUUGUGUCCUCUACCGAUGGGUACUGCUCUGUAAUCACCUUUGCAGAGAACGAACUUGGAACUGUUUAUACUGGUCAAAAGGAAGAAGGGAUAGAGGUGGCAAAUCUGGCAAAAGAAUGUAGUGAAAAUAAAGAUAAAGAAAUAAUUACUAGUCAAGAUACUGAAAAAUCUAAAUCAGCUGAUGUUGAAAAAUGUCCCAAAAAGCCUAGUGAAGUGAUUGUUUUAGAUCCCACAGAAGAUGCGAAUAUGUGUGUUGAUAUGAAUAGUAAAAUGGAUGGAAAUGAAUGUACUGAUUCAAAGCAACAGUCACAGUUGUUGCCAUCAUUGGACAAUUCUUCUAAAUCAGCAGUGAAAAGUGUUACUGACGUGAAAGAAUCUCCGAUGGAAGUUGAUGAUUUCCAGUUGGUGUAUGAAGGAACAGUAACGGAACCUGUUUUGGAAUCAGGGAGUACAACGAAAUCGAAGGAGAAGAUUGAAGCUGAACCGUGUGAGAUAGGAGCAAAAUCAACUUCUCUGGAAAUAGAGAAAACUGCCAGACCUUUAAUGGAAUCACCGGAGAAACCUGGUGAUGUUGCAAGUAGUCUUCAGAAAGAAUCAACAUCACCCAAGCCUGUCAGUUCUGGUAAAGUGAACACAACACCAGGAAACAGCAACAAGAAAGCCCCUCGCAGAGUACAGCUUAUCACUUUGUCCAGUCCAAGAAGUAGAAAAAAACUGCUUUCAUAAACCACUGCCAAUUUUGUGUUUGUAUAUAUUAGGUUUUAUAUUAAAAUAAUUUUUUCUCUCUUUA